AUGCCUCAUUAUUCGCUCUCUCAGAACAGGACCAAGAUUGACGAGCACUAUACUCUUGUCCUGUAUCAAUAUCAGUCACCAAAGUAUUCACCAGGGACUUUGGGUCAGAACAUAAYGAUAAACAUCACCAUUCCCGCCAAUGAUGACCCGUAUGGUGUCAUUGAAUUCGCUGCUCGGGACUCUGUCAAGCGUGUGGCUGAGGUAAAAGAAGAAAACACCACAGUCAGUUUUGAGGUGCAGCGAAAUAAAGGUACCUUUGGUACUGUGGAUGUCUCAUGGGUUAUCCUUAGUGAUACAGACGCAAGCCUUGAUAUAUAUCCCACAUCUGGAGUCUUGACCUUCCUGGAAAAACAAGCAGCCGGGAAUAUUUCAAUUUAUGUCUUGUCAGACAAGAUUCCCGAAAAGGACGAAACGUUUACCAUUCUCCUUCAAAGAAAAACCGGUCAAGCUUCCUUUGGCGACCGCACUAACGUCACAUUAAUCAUCAAGAAAAAUGACGACCCGAUCUUCUUUGAGACCACAAACAUCAAGGUCAGAGAAGGACAGAUUGCAAACCUCACCAUUCGUCGUGGUGGAGACGGACUUAGUUCAGUAACAGUAACAUAUAGCACCUUCGAUGGGACGGCUCGAGCUUCUGAUGGUGAUUUCCUUGCAAUUUCUUUCGAGCGGUUAACAUUUGGUGUAGGAGAGUUUAAUAAAUCCAUAUCGGUCGUCACUCGUGAUGACGAGAAAGCUGAAGGAGUGGAAAACCUUACUGUGAAACUCUUGAAUUCAACUGGAGAUACAGUUCUGCAGAAUGCCGUUGCAACGAUCUCGAUCUAUGCAAGUGAUGCUGGUACUGGGUUGUUCGAGUUUGAUAAGAAUGCGCCUUUGAAUAAGACGAUUAAGGAGGAUGGCUCUCAGGCUAGCUUCAAAAUAACAAGAACAAUAGCCAGCCAUGGUGUAGUCCAUGUUUAUUGGCAAGUGUUUAGUUUGCUUGACAAUGGUAGCCUAGCAACCAUCUCUUCAGGCGUUGACUUUAAACCUGCAGUCAAUUACGUCAUGUUUGCUGAUGGAGACAAUGAACAAAAUCUCGUCAUAACACCAUUAAAUGACGUCACCGCCGAAAUGAAUGAAAAGUUUGUUAUCAAGAUWAUYAAUGCGACUGGUAUUGAGACAGGUGAAAACGGUCGCCUUGGUAACUACACUACAGCGUACUUGACUGUCCUAUCAAACGAUGACCCUUAUGGCAAGCUCUUGUUCCCGUCCCAAUCACGUGACGUUAAGAUUCCUGAGGACUUUGAACCUGGAUUCAAGAACACUACUAUCAAGAAUCUGACCGUGAUGCGCGAACAAGGAGACUGGGGUGAUAUCCAGGUUGUCUGGGAAAUCGUCACCUCAGAAGCCAGCAUCAAGACACAUUACACGUAUGAUUUGAUGUUCCUUGGUGAUGUGAGAUCUGGUGUUACGAUGAAUCCAAGCAAAAAAAGGGAUAGAACAAACACUAAUGUGUAUUGCUUUGAUGCAAGUAAAAGUGGAUCUUACGCGACUGUAUCUUCAAUGAACGGACUUUCAACCAAAGAAAUCACUAUAAGUUCAUGGCUACAACCUGCUAAGUCAACAUUUGGUUACUUGUUGUCCUAUGCUGAUGGAGGGGACGUUGUCUAUGCUUUGGCUGUCAAUACCACGGCUUCUACUUCUUCUCUCUUUUUUGAAUUUGGUGCUUCAAAUGUAACUGUUGCUUUGGGCGUAGAUAUUGCUGACAACGCUUGGCAUAUGGUAGUCAUCACUCUUAAUUUUGGAACUGGAGUGGCAAAAUUCUACCUUGCUGGAUUACAGAAACGUACAUGGAAUUUUGCAGGGAGAUCGGUAGAUACCAGUGGUACAUUCACUGUCGGUGCCUUACAACCAGAUCAGCAAAAGUACACUGGGUGUAUCCAAGACAUCAGGAUACAAGCAGCUGUGCUUGAAGGAAGUACUGUUGAGGAAAUGCCGAAAGCUAUAAAUGAUUUUAAACAACUGAAUGGUUAUCUUGACUUCCCGGCUGGUGUGCGUCACAGAAACAUCGAAAUACGCACUGUUGAUGAUGACCUGCCCGAAGAAGAUGAAAAGUUCCCWGUAAUCCUAUUAGCACCAAAAGGUGGUGCUACCUUGGAUGAAAACCAUGCUAAGGCUGUGCUCACUGUUCUCAAGAGUGACAACGCUAAUGGUCUGUUUGGGUUCGAACGCAUUUCGCCCAUCACUAUGUCAGAAGUGAGCAAUCAGAGCAUAACCAUAACAAGAGAAAGGGGCAAGGCAGGCCAAGUUACUGUGUCGUGGGGAGUGUAUAAAGGUUACAGAGAUUUGCAAUUGGCUUCAGAUGAUUUUGAACCUUACCAGGGAAGCAUUAUCUUCGAAGACCAGGAAGAGACAAAGAAUAUCUUCAUAACUCCACGAGACGACAAUCUUCCAGAACUAGACGAACACUUUGUCCUGAAGCUAGUGUCGUCAGAAACAGGCGACAGCGAGAACACAAGUACACCAACAAGUGGAGCCAGUCUGGAUCCCAACUUAACGUCCAUCAACAUCACCGUCAUCAAGAAUGACUUUCCGUUCGGCUUGCUGCAAUUCAUGGACCGAGUUCCUGCAUGGAAUGAUUCCAUACCACCUGCUGUUGAUGCUUACUAUAAAGACGUUAGGGAAAGUAGUGGAAGCGUACGGCUUGUUGUCGUUCGUGCACAGGGAGUUAAUGGUGAGGUGAAAUGUUUUUGGAAGAUAGAACCCCAAUCUGCAAAACCAGCUGUUGAUUACGUAAAUGAUGCAGGAGAAGUGAUCUUUCCAUCUGGUGUUCGCAACAAUACGAUAGCCAUUAGCCUAAAAGAUGACAACGUUCCUGAGCUCAUCAAGACUUUUAAAGUUGUUCUGUAUAAUCCAAUUGGAGGAGCAAACCUUAGUUCGGUCGCUUCAACUGCAAUAGUCAAUAUUCUUCCAAGUGACGAUGCAUUUGGGGUCUUGAAUUUUACACAAGAUUCCAUCGAAAAGACUGUAGAGGAGUCAGAGUCUGUCGUCCUGACAGUCAUGCGCAGUGCAGGCAGUCUUGGCCCCGUCACGGUGUACUGGAAAGCCAUUGGUCCUCACCAAGAUGACCUGAUGCCAAUGGAAGGCAAUGUAGAACUACCCACAGGAAAAGAAACAGCGCAAAUUAAAUUCCGAGUAGCUGACGAUGCGUCGCCUGAGCUGUCAGAAAGUUAUCUUAUCCAGCUUGUGAAUGUGUCGUCUGGGAGACUUGCAGCGACUGGUACAAUCAGUAACAUCACCAUUAUCGCCAGUGAUCACCCGUACGGGAUCUUUCAGUUUAAUCGCAGCGUCGUAUCUGUAACAGAAAGUAACAGAAAUGUUACUGUAGUCGUCAACAGGGAAAGAGGUGUCCUUGGAGCGGUACGAGUGUACUAUGAAACCAUGAACGAUGGAGAUGUGUCCGGGAGUAUUAGACAGAAGGCUUCAGCCGGGAAAGACUUUGUGGCAUCGAACGGCUAUGUUGACUUUUCUGGAGGACAGAAAAACACUUCAUUCGUGAUUCAAAUCUUGGAUGACGCCAUACCUGAAGAUGAAGAGAUUUUAUUAGUGAACCUGACAAGAGUAGAGAUUGUCAAGCACUCGCCAGUUAUUCCAGGUUUGAUUUUGUGUUUUGUGUAGCGGCUUUGCAUGAUCUUGUGAUAGCGGCCAUGACAGGAGGCAAAACAAAGGGGUCUUUUCCCACUAGUAAACUACGCCAAAUUAGACUAGAUUGAAUUGUUCCGGCCUCCUGUCAUGGCUGCCAUCACGUGAUGUUGCAAAGCCUUUACGCUGAACAACCAUGGUUGGUGUUUUAUUUGAUAAACACAAAUAUUUCGUAUGACCGUGAAAUGGUACAGCACGGUCGCGUUACACAAUUGACGAAAUCCAUUGGACCAAUCACAGUGUCCAAAAUUAAUCUUUAGCCAAUAAAAAUGCUCAGAAACGGUAUCGUCACGGUCACAGCAAUGCAUAUCUGCUCCAUAAACCUUUUCUGAGUUCGAUAAAGAUAUUGCAUUGUGGUCUAGAUUCGAUUCAAACAACACCAUAUAUAAGGCAUGAUGAAUAAAAGAUCUGUGUACCAAAGCUAGACCACAAUGCACCAUGUUCACUACUUCAGAAAAGGUCAGAAAAGGUUAGAAUAUUGGCAUUUGAAACAAUCACUGCAUAGAAAAAUGGAUUUGCAUACCUGAGCAAAUGUUGUGCAAAUCUAUUAUACUAAAAUUGACACAAAUUUGUUUCCAAGCCAAAUUUGGUCCAAAUGUAAUUUUUUUAUCCCAAUCAAAUGUGAGUAAAAGUGUAGCAUUCUUGGUAUUUGCAUCAGAUUUGACAAACAUUUUAUUUCUAUAACAAAUACUGGGUUUUACAAAACAUUUGCCACGAAAGCAAAUUUGGUCCAAAUUUAAAUAUUUGUGUCCCAAUCAAUUGUGAGUAAAAGUGUAGCAUCAUUGGUAUUUGCAUCAGAUUUGAC
Messenger RNA from Actinia tenebrosa (Australian red waratah sea anemone), 4483 nucleotides. RefSeq names its product adhesion G protein-coupled receptor V1. Gene Ontology annotation, cellular component: cytoplasm; membrane. Lineage: Eukaryota; Metazoa; Cnidaria; Anthozoa; Actiniaria; Actiniidae. The record is from RefSeq and is a predicted model, not a curated record. Gene Ontology annotation, biological process: cellular response to calcium ion; cell communication; negative regulation of adenylate cyclase activity. Gene Ontology annotation, molecular function: G-protein alpha-subunit binding; adenylate cyclase inhibitor activity; G protein-coupled receptor activity.